Tremella mesenterica DSM 1558 is the source of this 375-nucleotide messenger RNA. RefSeq lists its product as uncharacterized. The transcript is spliced from 3 exons. Lineage: Eukaryota; Fungi; Basidiomycota; Tremellomycetes; Tremellales; Tremellaceae. Bases 1 to 375 code for a protein of 124 amino acids. The record is from RefSeq and is a predicted model, not a curated record.
AUGUCCAUUACAUCGCCAAGUGCAGCUCAGCUUACCAGUACGACUUCAAAGCUGGAGAAAGAGGGUAGAAGAAGAAAGAGAAGAUCCGGUGGACCGGGAAAGAAAGGAAAGGUGUUUCUAGAAGAUCGAGCAGGUCUUUUAUCUCUUAUUGAUAAAGUCACCAAUACACAAGACGAAAAGACUGAAAAUAAAUUAUCAAGAGUCAAGAAUGUCGUUCAUGGUGAAGAAGAAGAAGCUUCUACUUUAAGAAAAGAGAAAGGUAAAGAAGAUAAGGAAAAGAGAAAAGUGGAGAAAGAGAUGGCUUUGAAAGGUCUCGAUCUUCUCAUAUUCCUCCAGGCAUCCGUGUUCGACAGUGAUUUAUACAUCGUAGAAUAG